Messenger RNA from Arabidopsis arenosa, 1512 nucleotides. The record is from the annotation of a GenBank genome assembly. NCBI's taxonomy places the organism in Eukaryota, Viridiplantae, Streptophyta, Magnoliopsida, Brassicales, Brassicaceae.
GAAUAAAAAGCAGAUCUUUAGAGAAACCGCGUUUUCUGAUAAUGCGGUUGCGUUUUCCGAUGAAAUCUGCGGUUUUAGCGUUUGUUGUCUUCUUGGUGUUUAUUCCACAGUUCUCCGUCGGAAUACGGAUGAUUCCGGGAAGAAUCGCCGCCGUAUCCACCACCGUGGGAAAUGGAUUUGAUCUCGGGUCAUUCGUGGAAGCUCCGGAGUACAGAAACGGCAAGGAGUGCGUGUCUCAGUCGUCAAACAGAGAGAACUUCGUGUCGUCUUGCGACGCUUCGUUAGUUCAUGUAGCUAUGACGCUUGACUCAGAGUACUUACGUGGCUCAAUCGCAGCCGUUCAUUCUAUGCUACGCCACGCGUCGUGUCCAGAAAACGUCUUCUUCCAUCUCAUCGCUGCCGAGUUUGACCCAGCGAGUCCACGCGUUCUGAGUCAACUCGUCCGAUCUACUUUCCCGUCGCUAAACUUCAAAGUCUACAUUUUCCGGGAAGAUACGGUGAUCAACUUUAUCUCUUCUUCAAUCAGACAAGCUUUAGAGAAUCCAUUGAACUACGCUCGGAACUACCUCGGAGAUAUUCUUGAUCCAUGCGUGGACAGAGUCAUUUACCUUGACUCAGACAUCAUCGUUGUCGAUGACAUUACAAAGCUUUGGAACACGAGUUUAACAGAGUCACGAAUCAUCGGAGCUCCGGAGUAUUGUCACGCUAACUUCACAAAGUACUUCACUUCAGGGUUCUGGUCCGACCCGGCUUUACCCGGAUUCUUCUCGGGUCGAAAGCCUUGUUAUUUCAACACGGGUGUGAUGGUGAUGGAUCUUGUUAGAUGGAGAGAAGGUAAUUACAGAGAAAAGCUUGAAACUUGGAUGCAAAUACAAAAGAAGAAGAGAAUCUACGAUUUGGGUUCUUUGCCUCCGUUUCUCUUAGUCUUCGCAGGUAACGUUGAAGCAAUAGAUCAUAGAUGGAACCAACAUGGUUUAGGAGGAGACAAUGUACGAGGAAGUUGUAGGUCUUUGCAUAAAGGUCCAGUGAGUUUGUUGCAUUGGAGUGGUAAAGGUAAGCCAUGGGUUAGGCUUGAUGAGAAGAGACCAUGUCCGUUGGAUCAUUUAUGGGAACCGUAUGAUUUAUAUGAGCAUAAGAUUGAAAGAGCUAAAGAUCAGUCUUUGUUUGGGUUCUCUUCUUUGUCUGAGUUAACAGAAGAUUCAAGCUUUUUGUGAAAAGAGUGUAAGUCAAACAACAUUCUUUUACUUGUUUUUUGUAGUUUGGAUUAUUACAAAUACAUUGUUGAGUUGUUGAGAGAUAUAUCUUUUUUGACUGUUGGUGGUGUAAAAAUUGACUUGUGAGAGAAGAAGUUUGUAGAAGCUAUUGAUGAGGAACUAGUUAGGAGAAUUCUUUUUUGGAAUUUGUAUUUUGUUAUGUUCUUUACCCUAAAUGGUUCUGUUUGAUCUGUGUUGAGAGACUUUUCAAGAAUAUGUAGCAAGUGUUGUUAGCAUGAAAUAAAACCCAAAUUUGUUA